Messenger RNA from Mesorhabditis spiculigera, 444 nucleotides. Lineage: Eukaryota; Metazoa; Nematoda; Chromadorea; Rhabditida; Rhabditidae. The record is from the annotation of a GenBank genome assembly.
AUGCGCACCACUCGUUGGGCCCUCAUGCUAUGCCUCUUGGCUUGCCGGGUGGUGUUGGCAGUGUCAUUGUGGAAUCGGAUCUCUAGCUACUUUGGAUCCGCGCCCCGUGAGAUUGAAGUAAAGACCCCGAUACGUCUCAUGAAUGUUGUAAAACCACUUCCACUAAUCACUGUGGAGAAACCACUGGAGAGAUCGGCAGCACCCGUGCCGCGUUUUGAUCCAUUAGCGAUCUUCAGCGGGAAACUGCGGCUGUGUCCUGAAGGUGGAGCCACCUUUUUCGAAGCAUUUUCCACAGUUUGCACAAUGCGCCGCCGAAAAAGAGCUGUCUCGUUCCCGGGCCAUUUUAGGGAAGGAGCCGUCUCCGCCGAAGAACGAGAAGUAAUGCGAAUGUGCUGCGAUAAUGGCUGCGACUUUGACGACCUCCACGACCUGUGCAACCCCUUC